Messenger RNA from Cladocopium goreaui, 453 nucleotides. Lineage: Eukaryota; Dinophyceae; Suessiales; Symbiodiniaceae. The record is from the annotation of a GenBank genome assembly.
AUGAAUCUCCCGAAGUUCUUUCGAGUCAAAGAUAACCUGGGCACCAUGCUUGAUGCGGAAGAAAAACUUGGGAAUGUCCCACGCCUUCCUCAUUGCCUCGAGGAUUUCCUCCCGGGCUACAUCAGCAGAUCCUUUCUUGAGGCCGCAACCUACGUGCAGCAAAGCAUCGAUUUGAAUCAAUUCAGAAACCUACUGGUACUGCACAUGGAGCAGAUUCUGUUGACGAUGGAGCAUAUUGCACGAGAGCGUGCUCAGAAAGCUGAAGGCAUCGUGGCUACGGACUUCCUGCAGAACAAGUUUGAUAUGGAAAGAGCUUUGUCGCUUGGCACUUCUAGGACCCUGGCAAUUCUUGCAGAUGCCCAUGAUGAGGCGUUCCUGCUCACCAGAGUUUGUGACCAGGAGGGGUUCAAACCUUCUGAACUGACUGUGGCAGUGGACCGGCCCCUUGACUGA